Paramuricea clavata is the source of this 228-nucleotide messenger RNA. Lineage: Eukaryota; Metazoa; Cnidaria; Anthozoa; Malacalcyonacea; Plexauridae. The record is from the annotation of a GenBank genome assembly.
AUGAAGACAAUUCACGACAUGUUCUCAACGAUGAUGACCAAAAUACAAAAGCGCGAUGCGAUAGAAAAUAACAUCAAUGAUCUAAAACAUGCUCCAGAAUACGCGCAAGCAGAAAUCGCAGAUUUAAGGAAAGAAAACGAGGAAAUAAAGUCUAAACAUGACAUGGCAAUGAGAAAGAUCAACUCAUUGGAGCCCGAUAAUGCCACUAUGCAGUCUAUGGGCAGCAAG